Leptinotarsa decemlineata (Colorado potato beetle) is the source of this 990-nucleotide messenger RNA. Its product is annotated as protein ANTAGONIST OF LIKE HETEROCHROMATIN PROTEIN 1-like. NCBI's taxonomy places the organism in Eukaryota, Metazoa, Arthropoda, Insecta, Coleoptera, Chrysomelidae. The record is from RefSeq and is a predicted model, not a curated record.
CAGUUUCCUAGAACAGAAGAGCAAUGGAAAGCAAUAGCCGAAGAGUUCAGAAAAACAUGGAAUUUUGAUACUUGUUGUGGCGCUAUAGAUGGCAAGCAUGUGAAUAUUGUCAAACCUCCUAAUAGUGGAUCCUACUUCUAUAAUUACAAAGGAAAGUUUAGUACUGUUUUAAUGGCUAUCGUGAAUGCUAACUAUGAAUUUAUUAUGGUCCAUACUGGAACCAAUGGUAAAGUAUCAGACGGAGGCAUACUGAAUGAAACAAAUUUUUUUGAGCUACUUAUGACAGAUUCAUUAAACUUGCCAUCGCCCGUCGUACCUGAGGGAACUGCAUAUUCUUUGCCUUACACAUUUGUCGCAGAUGAAGCUUUUGCUUUAUUGGAAAACUUGUUAAAACCUUAUCCUCAAAGGGGGCUAACAAAUGAAGAGAGAAUUUUUAACUACAGGCUGAGCCGUGCACGCCGCGUAGUCGAAAAUGCAUUUGGACUACUAGCUUCUCGUUUUCGAAUUUUUCUCACGGACAUUGCUAUCGAUGUUAAAAAUAUUGACCACAUUGUUUUGGCCGCGUGUGUCCUUCAUAAUUACUUAAGACGACACUCCGAAGCAUACUUAUCCGCUAUCGACAAGGAAGAUACCGAUACGGGAGAAGUCAUUGCUGGGUUACGGCGUGAAAAUGGACCUUUUUUAACACCCUUACAACGCACAACUCAAGGAAAUGCAGCAGCAGGCAAGCGAGCAAGAAAUUCAUAUAAAGAAUAUUUCAACGCAGAAGGAAGAGUGGCUUUUCAAGAUUAAAUCCUUGGAUAAUUUUAGCUUACUAUUACUUUAUCAUGCAUAGACAUUACGUGAAAUAUAACACAGUUUUACAUUAUAUUGCCAACAUAAUGUCAUUUUGACUUUUACUUUUAAUUUUGAGACAGACUUUACAUGCACCUCUAAAUAACAUAUACCUACAAUAUACUAAUCGUCAAACAAAAGUGCUUGCCGGUCUAA